Paramecium pentaurelia is the source of this 1485-nucleotide messenger RNA. Lineage: Eukaryota; Ciliophora; Oligohymenophorea; Peniculida; Parameciidae. The record is from the annotation of a GenBank genome assembly.
AUGGAUCAAUUUUAUGAUGAUUAUUAACCAACUACAAAUAAUAAAGAUGUAGAAUCAAUAAUUAAAACUAGAUUAAAAUCUAUCGUAAUGGCAAUUCUAAUUUAUGUUGUACCUUAACAAUAAGAGAUAAUACUAAAUUUAGUGAAAUACGUAAAUCUUUACAAUAAAAAUGGGACACUUAGUUUAAUAGAUUAAGAUUAUUCAAUUAAGAAGGAGUAGAAAUAACUGAAGAUGAUUUAGAUUAUAUAAAAAAUGGAACUGUUUUAUUUGCAUCAAAAGGUAGUAGUCAAUGUAUAAGUUAUUUAAAGGUGAAGAAUUUGAUGAAAGUUUUCAAUUAGCAGAAUAUGAAUAAUUGUAAGAUAUAGGAGAAGGUGGUUUUGGAAAAGUAGUACUUGGAAGACACAAAUAAACAGGUGAAAAAGUAGCUAUUAAAAUGGUUAAGUAAAUGAUGACAAAUGCUUAAGUAUAAAUUUAUUAAAAAUGAGGAUGUUGAUAUGAUAUUUAGAGAAGCAAGAGCAUUAAAAUCUUUAAAACAUGACAAUAUUGUUAAGAUUUACAAUGCCUUCUUUUUACAGAAUUUAUAAACUGUUUAUAUAAUGGAAUAUUUAGAGGGAGGUGAAUUACUUUAGUAUUUAUAAACAAAAGGAAGAUUUGAAGAAAAUGAGGCUAGACAUUAUUUUAAAUAACUAGUCAGUGCAAUUGCAUAUUGUCAUCAGAAGAAGAUAAUACAUAGAGAUUUAAAAUUAGAAAACUUAUUGUUGACAAGCAAAGAAUCUGGCAUAGUCAAAUGUAUAGACUUUGGUAUAUCUGGUUUUGCAUCUAAUGAUAAUCCAGAAAAUGCAGAUGCAGGUAGUCUAAGAUAUAUGGCUCCUGAAUUACUUAAAGGUAUUUUUUCAUACUACUAAUACAUGUAGGAAUGGAUAAAGCAGUCUCUCCUUUAGUGGAUGUAUGGUCUAUGGGUAUAAUAUUAUAUGGAAUGUUAUUUGGUACAUUACCAUUUACUGGUAAUACUAAUAAAGAGAUUAUCGCUUAAAUUUCUGAUGGGAGAGUAAACAUUCCUCCUGAAUACAAUAAUAAGCUAUCUUAAAAUUGUUUAGAUUGUUUAUAUCGUGCUUUAGAACCAGAACCAAAAAAAAGAAUUACUUCAAUUGAACUCUUAAAUCAUCCUUUUGUUACUAAUGAGAAUACGUUAAAUACUACUACAAAUAAGUAAUUAUUUUAUAUAUUAAAAUUAGACCUAAAAUCUAAACUUAACUUUAAUAGGUUGAUGAAGGUGAAAAUUAAGCAAUGUAACAAUAAUCAUAAUCAGCAACCAAUAAAAAAUAAAAUGUUCAGUUUUCUAAAUAAUUUGCAAAGUAGCAUCCAUAAUCUACUAGAUAAUUAAUGUAAACAUAAAAGAAACCUCCCUAAUAAUCACCAUUAUUAAUAAAAUAAACUUAAUCAAUUGGAUCAACUGUAAAAUAAACAAAAUUCAGUAAAAAGUGA